GCUUAAAUUUGUGCCGCCCAUUUGGAAUCCAACGCAUCCAAUGGGCCUACCUAAAGGAGGACCUUAAUGGCCCACCCGCGGAGCGCAUACCUUACCAUGAGAUUCGGCCACGGCCCAGCGACAUAAAAGCGCAAGAUAUACUAGCUCGAGAUACAUCAGCCCGGUUAUAUCAAACACGGUGA
Ilex paraguariensis (yerba mate) is the source of this 182-nucleotide messenger RNA. The record is from the annotation of a GenBank genome assembly. Lineage: Eukaryota; Viridiplantae; Streptophyta; Magnoliopsida; Aquifoliales; Aquifoliaceae.